AUGCAUUUUCUAGUUUUGGGGUCUACGGGUGCGAUCGGGAAUAUCUUUUGUGAUAUUACUCUCGAGGCAAGGCAUACUCUCACCCUUUUUAUCCGAAAUCGGGACAAGGUACCAGCCAGAGUCGCCGACAACAAAAGGGUGGCAAUCAUCGAAGGAAUACUGGAAGACGAAGAUACUCUAGACGAAGUCUCAAGAUGCGGGGCUGAUACAUUUGUAUCCUUCGCUGGACCACCAGUUGGAAGCAAGAACACGCCCCUGACAGAUGGAUAUCGAGCCCUCGUUCCAAAACUAGUUUCUCAGGGCAUCAAACGACUCCUCAUUCUCUGCACCCCUUCCUAUAAGGGCGCAUCCGAUGUUGCGUCGUUUAAAUGGCGACUUGGAGAAUGGACAAUGAAGGCGAUCCCUUCUACGCGUGGCCAAUACGGGGAAAUGAUCAGUGUUGGGGAAUACGUCACGUCACUGCCAGCUGAGGAUGACAUUAAAUGGACAUUGUUUCGAGUCGGAGGUUUGACAAACGGAGAGAAACGUCCUGUUGAAGCAACUUUCCUGGGCACUGGAAAAGAUGGCAUGUGGAUUAGCCGAGCGAGUGUUGCGGAAUGGGUGAUGGAAGAGGCUAUCCAGGAGAAGUGGGUUAGACGGAUACCCUAUAUUUGUAAUUAA
This is a messenger RNA of Penicillium manginii, 660 nucleotides long. RefSeq names its product NAD(P)-dependent oxidoreductase. The coding region runs from base 1 to 660 and encodes 219 amino acids. The record is from RefSeq and is a predicted model, not a curated record. Lineage: Eukaryota; Fungi; Ascomycota; Eurotiomycetes; Eurotiales; Aspergillaceae. The transcript has 3 exons.